AUGGACGUUGCGUCAGCAAAUCUGCAAGAGUACAUCACAGACAUACGCCGACUCUUUCAAUGCCUACAAGCCUACAACAUCAAGCUCGAACCCAAGAAGGCAUACAUCGGCUUCCACCGGGUUUCGAUCCUAGGACAACGAGUUGACGCCCUCGGCAUGUCCACACCGGAGGAGAAGCUACGAGCGAUAGCGGAUCUACAGUUUCCUGACACACUACAGAAACUGGAGACAUAUCAUACCCUGAUCCGCAAGACAGCACUGCUACGCGGUAGUCCCUUAACAGGACGGCCACGUCAAGAAUGGGCGAAGAAGACGCGCUACGGCGAUCCCACCGAUGAAGAGCCACAGUCAUUCGAGAUCCUAGAGAGCAACUUCAAAACAACGCACUGCUACCGACAGCAAGCUGGGUGCAUUGGGACGGUAGCAGGCAAGCCUACAUUGAUGUGGACGCAUCACAACAGACAUGCUAUCAGCGCAACAAGACCAGAGCUUUAG
Molecule: messenger RNA, 495 nt
Organism: Penicillium verrucosum
Lineage: Eukaryota; Fungi; Ascomycota; Eurotiomycetes; Eurotiales; Aspergillaceae
Exons: 2
Coding region: 1-495 (164 amino acids)
Source: RefSeq, a predicted model, not a curated record